AUGUCCGCAAAAGAUGACAAAGACAGCAGCACUGCGAGCUGCUGCGCGCUGCGCAGCAGCCGCUGCAGCGCAGCGCGACUUGCGCAGCAGCUGUCUAUACACCACAAGUGGUACCCCAGCAGGUACACCGCAAAGUUGAAGUCGCAGCGCCCCACAGAAGCAAACAAAGAGUUCGUCAGCAGCAGCUGCAGCAGCAGCAUUAUUAUUCCGGGGCUGCUCCGCAGGCUCGACAGCUUCUCCCAGCUGCUGCUGCUGCUGCUGCUGCUGCUGCCGGCUGCUGCUGCUGCUGCAGGGGGCCCUCGCGCCCAAGGAACCAGCGCCGGGGGCCCCAGGGAGCCCCGGGGGCCCCCGCUGGGGACCCCCAGCAGGGGGGCCCCCGGGGCCCCGGGGGCCCCCGGGGGCCCCAGGGGGGCCCAGGAGGGCCCCAGGGGGGCCCCUGGGGGCCCCAGGGGGGCCCCUGGGGGCCCCAGCGACGCGAACGUCACGGGGGGCCCCUGCGAAAGCGGGCACCCGUAA
This is a messenger RNA of Eimeria necatrix, 516 nucleotides long. RefSeq lists its product as hypothetical. The transcript has a single exon. The record is from RefSeq and is a predicted model, not a curated record. Lineage: Eukaryota; Apicomplexa; Conoidasida; Eucoccidiorida; Eimeriidae. Bases 1 to 516 code for a protein of 171 amino acids.